Messenger RNA from Diversispora eburnea, 984 nucleotides. Lineage: Eukaryota; Fungi; Glomeromycota; Glomeromycetes; Diversisporales; Diversisporaceae. The record is from the annotation of a GenBank genome assembly.
AUGGAUUUAAGUUCGAUGUGUUCUUUGCCACCACUUGAUGGUUCAAGAAAAGGAUUUUCUUCCUCUGUUCGAAGUUUACCAUCUCCACCUAAUAGUCCGAGAUUAAUUUAUAAUGAAUCAAAUAAACCACAAGAACCAUCUUUAUUGACACAACCGAUCGUUAAAGGACAAAAUUUGAAUUCUUUUGCUUCUUCUCAACAUUCUCAACUUCAAGCAUCUCAAUCAACAUCAUCAUCCUGUUCCUCUUCAAUAUGGUCAAGGCCCACUAAUUCUCCCGCGAUGAGAUUUGUAAAUGCUACUACUAAUUUUUCCACUCCCACUCCUCCAGAUUAUUCACAAUUUGGAAAUAUUAAUUCUAACUCAUUUUCAACCAAUGAACAAGCAAUGGCAAAAUUGUUAAAGGUGAUCGAUCAUUGUAACCAAAUUUCCCAAUUUUCCACUCAAUAUCGAGAUUCUCGCAUGAACAAUCAAAGUUCGUGGACUCCCGUCAGCGAAUCUCACAUUACAAAUAUGAUUAAUCGAACAUACGAUAUAUUAAAUAUUUUAAUUGGUUUAAAGGGAGAAUUAAAUUCUAGAACUGCAGCUGAAAAUGCACCAGUUGACGUGGGAGAAAUAGUUCUAGCUCGAAAGCCGAGAUCAACAAAUGGCAUUUCUCAACAACGUACGAAAUACAGAAAACGAAGUAAACGUGCUGCGCCUCCUGGUAGAUGUCAUUCAUGUAACAUAUCUGAAACUCCUGAAUGGAGAAGAGGUCCAGAUGGAGCGAGAACUUUGUGCAAUGCUUGUGGUCUUCACUUUGCAAAAAUAACAAGAAAACGCGCUCUUUCAGCAAUGCAACAUCAAUUUCAACAAGCAGCUCCGCAUUCUGCGUCUACUAAUAUAACAAAUUAUAACAAUACUACUAUUAAUACUAUUCACACAAGAUUGGUAACAACGAUUCCGCCAUCAACAACGGCAACAACAAAUCAAGAUCCUUCCAAAUAA